Molecule: messenger RNA, 2257 nt
Organism: Stylophora pistillata
Lineage: Eukaryota; Metazoa; Cnidaria; Anthozoa; Scleractinia; Pocilloporidae
Product: BTB/POZ domain-containing protein 1-like
Source: RefSeq, a predicted model, not a curated record
AUGGCGGAGACUAAAGACUCUAUCGAACUGCCUGACUGUGAUUACGAGGGUCUCUUGGAGUUGUUUCGCUUCCUCUACAGCGACGAAGUGACUUUAAACAGAAAAAAAUGUGAUGCAAGUCAUGUACUUGGCGAACAAACAGUGAUCGAGAAGCAUACAGAGGAAGCUGUGACGUUUGACGAAUUUCUCACUGUCGAGCGAUCUGUUAUUGAAUCUGUUGUGAAGAGGGAAGGGUUGAGCGUGACGGAAGUGGAAUUGUUCAAAGCUGUUGAUCGCUGGGCCACCAAAGAAGGAGAACGGCAGGGGAUCACAUCUGAUGGAGAGACGAAGAGAAGACUGCUUGAAGAGGAAACCAUGAAAGACAUUUGCUUUCCGUUAAUGUCACAAACGGAGUUUGCCACUGUAGUUUACGACACUGUCAUUUUAUCCCGCAAGGAGACUGGAACAUUCGCUUCAGAAAAGGACGAGAACUAUUGUUAUUACGGCUUUGACGUUUUGUUUGAUAAUCUGGUAAACUUGGAAGCAGAUAAGCAGUAUGAGUUAGAGUCACUUAUCGACAGUCCUGUAUCAUGGUCCCAAAAGCAUGGGCGAAAGUCUGUUGAAGCAGAAGGAGCUAGUCCUGUGUUCUUUGCCAUGUUCUAUGGUCAAAUGGCGGAGACUAAAGACUCUAUCGAACUGCCUGACUGUGAUUACGAGGGUCUCUUGGAGUUGUUACGUUUCCUCUACAGUGACGAAGUGACUUUAAGCGGAAGUAAUGUGAUGCAAGUCAUGUACUUGGCGAACAAGUACAUGGUGCCUUCACUCGCUGAGAAAUGCACAAAAUAUCUCCGCGACAGUUUGACAGCAGUAAACGUGUUUAGCAUUCUGCCACACGCUCAGAAGUUUGAAGAUAAAUACUUGGAAGAUCGAUGCUGGAAAGUGAUUGAAGAGCAGACAGAGGAAGCUGUAACGUCAGACGAAUUUGUCACUGUUGAGCGAUCUAUCGUUGAAUCCGUUGUGAAGAGAAAAGUGUUGUGCGUGAAGGAAGUGGAAUUGUUCAAAGCUGUUGAUCGCUGGGCCACCAAAGACGGACAUCGGCAGGGCAUCACACCUGAUGGAGAGACGAAGAGACGAAUUCUUGGCGAGGAAAUCGUGAAAGCAAUUCGGUUUCCGUUAAUGUCACAAACGGAAUUUGCUACUGUAGUUGACGACACUGCUAUUUUAUCUCGGAAGGAGACUAGCCACAUGAUUAAAUACUACAGCAAUGUCUUGAAAAGCCCUUUACUAUUUUUACAGGGAGCAAGGAAGGUGAUGCGUGAAUUUCGAGUCAACAGAUUCAAAAAUUAUUCUGAGGCAGGUUGGAAUUACAGUGGCUUGUCUGACAGUAUUUACUUCUCCAUAAACAAGCCUCUUAAGUUGCUUGGAAUACAGCAUUUUGGUUCCCCAGGUGGCGAGUACACAGUCUCUACUGAGAUCAAAGAUACAGCAACUAACUCAACUGUUGCUAAACGAUGGGGAACAUUUGCGUCAAAAAAGGACGAGAAUGAUAAUUAUUAUGGCUUUGAUGUUUUGUUUAAUAAAUUGAUUUGCUUGGAAGCAAAUAAGCAGUAUAAGGUAGAGUCACUUAUCAACGGUGCUGUUUCAUCGUGCGGACAGAGUGGGCUAAAGUUUGUUGAAGCAGAAGGAGUGCAAAUUACUUUCAACUCUAGAGCUGUGACGGAAGGUAAUGGCACCUCGGCACAAAUAGGUCAAUUUCCAGCUUUUAUUUUCUACUAAAAUGUAUUUGUAUCUACACAUGGUUGGUAUCAAAAUCCUGAUUCCGCCAGUUCUAACUGGUUAUUCAUGUGCCAAGCCUUCCAACGGAAACAACUGAUAAACUGAAUCAUCUCUGUGAUAGGUUUGAUGCCGAGACUUCAAAUCGACAUCAUUGAAUUUGUAACUUGUUUACCACAGUUUAUUCUAAAACUCUGCCAAUUUUUUGCAAAGCCACAAAACCUUCCUCUCUACUCCAAAACAUGUGCUUUUUCAUCCGGGUUACAAGUUUCUCAUUUCACACAUCAUGUAAUAUCAAAGUAAAUGUCCAAUCCAUAAAAAGAGAACAAAAACAAAAAAGAAACUAUGGUUCUACGGCGGUAACAAGGUUUAAGACCGAAACUCAGUUAUUUUUAGCGCAGAGGCUUAUCAUCAGAUAUCUUGUCAAGUCAAUUUUUGCUAUGUAAUUUUUAACUAUGAUAAAUAAAAAUGAUCACAAAAGAUUGAGUUGGAAGUUAUAUCAUCU